This is a messenger RNA of Saprolegnia parasitica CBS 223.65, 2102 nucleotides long. RefSeq lists its product as hypothetical. Gene Ontology annotation, biological process: primary miRNA processing; mRNA processing. NCBI's taxonomy places the organism in Eukaryota, Oomycota, Saprolegniomycetes, Saprolegniales, Saprolegniaceae. Bases 63 to 2102 code for a protein of 679 amino acids. The transcript has 5 exons. The record is from RefSeq and is a predicted model, not a curated record. Gene Ontology annotation, cellular component: nuclear body.
GGAGGUUUGUGGUGCGCCCAGCAUUUGAAGUUGCCAAGCGCCGAAACCCGCUUGAAGAACCAAUGGACAACGCGCCGUACAACGAAGACGCUCCGGCGCAGCACGCCAACCCGCCGCCACCGGCGGAGGUGCCAGCGCCGUCGAGCGGUGCGCCUGCCCCGCGCGCGGGCCGGAGCAAGAGUCGCAGCGGCAGCCGCGGCCGUGAUCGACGACGCUCCAACUCGCCGCGCAAUCGCAGCCCGCCUCGGCGGCGCAGCCGCAGCCCGUUCCGCGGUAGAAGGCGGUCGAACGAGCGUCCGGACGAUCGCAUGCGUCGCCCACGUGGCCCCGAGCCGCUCAUGUCGUACAAGGCCUUCAUGAUGCAGCAAAACGACGAGUCGUCGCCCGAAGUCUACCAGCAGCGCUACGAGGAAUACAAGAAGAAGUACAUUCAAGGCCUCAUGCGUGUCUUCUUCGACGCGCACAAGUCGGAGGAGUGGCUGCAGGAGCGCUACUCGCCUGCGAUCCGCCACCGCCUCACGCUGCAGAAGAACGCCAAGAAGGCUGCCGACGCCAAGGCGUUCUUUGAACGUCUCGCGACCAUGCAAAUCUCGUUCCACGAAGCCAACAUGGCCAGCGACGCGUCGUUCCAGAACGACGUCGGAGGUGACUGCGGAUUCUGUACAUUCGCCGCAUCCCAUGCUCGUGCCCGUACGCUGCUUUGGCCGAAGCCGUCGUCAACGCGGUAUCAUCCAUCCCAUAUACUCAUCCCUCAGCCAUGUGUGCUCAUGAGGAGAGUGCCACAGGGCGGUCCGAUCCAAGAGCUGCAUUUGUCGGACCCGGCCAAGAAGCGCGAUCUGGACUUUGACCGGUCGGCGUACAUCAUCUACGAGACGGCGGCCGCUGCGCUCGAGGCGAUGCCCAAGCUCCAGAACGUGCUUGUGGAGGACCCGGAGAUGCCGGCGCCGAUCCGGCUCCAAGUGGCGCAGCACCGGUCGCGUGCGCCGAUCAAGACGCCGACGUGCAUGUCGCUGCCGGCGCGCAUCACGUACGACUUUCAACAGGCGCUGCACCUCGCGACGCGCCUGGACGAGAGCGUCUUUGGCGCGAGUUCGGCCCACGGCAUCUCGAGCGUCCUCGACUUUGUCAAGGCUUCGAAGGAGACGGUGUCGGAAGUGGCCCAGCUGGAUAUUGUGAUUGCGUACUUGCGCCGCGUGCACCACUUUAUUUAUUACGCCGGCGUCCAGUGCAUCGACAUGGGGGACAUCCUCCACGCGCACCCAGCGCUCUUUUGCCGCCAAGACGCGACCGAGCGCGACGUUGAGGACAACAACGCGGUCGAGCACAAGACGUUUGCGACGCGCGAGAACAAGGAGCUCGCGGGCUGGGGCGGCUGGUCGGCGGCCUUGGACGAACGCAUCGAGGCCGCGAUCGCCGCGAACGCGAGUGAGAAGCUGUCGAGCCAGAAGGCGGCCGAGGCUGCGCUGGUCGAAGACAUCGAAGCCCGCGAAGAGGCUUCGCUCGAGCCCGUGUACGCGUCGUAUGCGGAGAAGGCCGGCGACGACGGCAAGCACCGGUGCCUCCUCUGCACCAAGCUCUUCAAGACGGUCGACUUUGUGAAGAAGCACAUUCGCAACAAGCACCCCGAGCUCGUCGUCGACAAGAUUGCCAAGGUGGGCGAGAGCUACAUGUGGGAGCAGUACCGCGAAGACCCGGACCGGCCGCUGCCGCCGUACGACACGGUCAACCAGCCGACGCUCGGUCCCAACGCGAUGAUGCGCCGACCGCCCCACGAUUACCGCCAAGGUGGGGGUGGCUACCGAGGCCCGCCGCCGUAUGGCGACCAGUACCGAGGUGGCGGCGGCUACUACCGCGACCGCGGUGGCCGCGGCUUUCAUGGCGGCUACAACGCGCCGCCGCCGCCGUACUACCAGCGUGGUCCGCCGCGCCCGUACAUGCCCCGCGAUGGCCCACCGCCGCGUGACCUGCCGGUGGACCCGCGCCAAGUGAGCACGUCGUACCAGGACCUCGACCAGCUCAAGGACAAGAAGGUCGAGUUGGACUUUGACGCGGCGCUCACGUCGCUGCCUCCGCCCAAGAAGAAGCAAAAGCAAGACGAGUAG